Spirometra erinaceieuropaei is the source of this 813-nucleotide messenger RNA. The record is from the annotation of a GenBank genome assembly. Lineage: Eukaryota; Metazoa; Platyhelminthes; Cestoda; Diphyllobothriidea; Diphyllobothriidae.
AUGCGUGGUGCCGAGAAUGGUAACGCCCAUGGGUCGGACCUUGUCCUCGUUCAUACACGCUUGAAAGUUCAUUUCUCAUCCGCACCAAAAAUGCCACGUCCUAGACGCCUCAAUGUCGCAAAAAUCCGGCAAGCCAGCACUGCCGAGACCCUAAGCAGAGAAAUCCGGACCUGUUUUACGGCCCGAGCCAACGGAGAAGUCAGUAACCAGUGGUCGUCACUGAAGACAUCAGUCUAUGGGGCAGCUGAGAAAAUCCUUGGAUACACCCAGCGCCGCCGCAGUGACUGGAUCAGCGGAAGAACCCUGCAGUUGUCUGCUCAGACGGCUAGAGCCAGGUCCCGCAACGAUGACUUCUUCCGCCGACUUCGGAAGAUGACGGCAAAAUCGGCCAGGGAUGACCGGAAACAAUAUUGGGCUGAAAUAGCGACAUCCAUUGAACAGGCCUCGAACGUUGGUGACACUCGAAAACUCUACCGUCUGAUCCGCCAAGUUAGCGGUAAGCCCUCUACACUGAGUGACUCUGUUCGCGAUAUGAACGGCGGCUUUAUUGCUGACAACUCGGCCAAAGUCGAGCGCUGGCGUGAGGACUUUGAGCACCAUCUCAACUACGAUACCCAACCUACAUCGCCCUUGCUCUCCUCCUCAGCGGAGUUUCUUCCCCCUCCUACCUAUGCAGUGCCAUGCGAUCCACCCUCCGAGGAAGAAGUCGCCGAUGCCAUACGAAAGUUGCGCAACAAUAAGGCACCCGGAGAGGACGGUAUACCCGCUGAAAUCUUUAAGUCUUGUGUCGACACUGGCGCCCUGGCUCCAUGA